AAGAAGCACUAAAAAUCAGCGCCUGCGCCGGGAAGUAAAUUUAAAUUAAUUUGACGCAAAACGGAACUUCCCGCGUCGCUUUUCGUAGCGCUAUGAAUACGCCCGGAAUGAGUCUGUUCCAGGGCGCUGAUACCCUCAAUGUGAACUCCACGCUUGACCGCCAGGAGGAGGAAGAGGCGAUACAGGAUCAGAAGCGACGCGAUGAGGAGCUGGGGCACCUGCUGGAGAACGCCUUCGACGACCUGGAUGAUGAGGAGAACACAAUCGACUCGACGACGAAUUCCCACUCAGAAUUGGCGCCACCCCGUCAACCGCUGGCAGCUCUGAAUAAUUUUUCGCCACACUCACACACUCCUGUGCUCCAGGACAACCAGCAGCAACUCCAGCAGCAGCAGCAUCAUGCAAACGAGAUGCACCGCAUGAAGAUGAUGGUCGAAUCCAAGAGCAAAGAAUUGGAAAACGUCAAUCAACUGGCCACUACUGCUCACAAGCAACUCGAUGAGUUCCAGAAACGACUGACCAUCAUGAAGGCGGAACUGGACCGGGCGCUGCGUGAAAAGCAAAACACGCACGAGUUGCUCGUAGAGACCAAGGAGCGGUGUUCAAACCAGGAGAGUGGUCUAGAGAAGUUGCGCGCCGAGAAGAAACAACUCGAAGAGGACAACACGCGACUGGUGGGCCAGUUGGAGAUCACGAGAACCAUGUUAUCGGAUGUCCAGCGCAAAUACGACAUGGUGCAGCGGGACACACACAAGCGCGAGGAGCGCAACGCCGAGUUGCGGGUGCGGCAAAUUGAGGAUACGCACCGCGCUCAGUGCGAACUCCUGCAGCAACAGCUCAGUCAACUGGCCGAUCAGCUCGAUCGCAAGAAGAUCGAUUUGGAGCAGAUGCACUCGCGCUAUAAUGCUCUGCAAUCGGGCCAUGAAACCAUGUUGGCAGACAAGGCGUCCAAGAUCAAUGAACUGAGCCAGGCUCUAAAUGAAGCCCAAAUGCUGUGCAACCAAGCGACUAGCAGGGUCGAUCUGGAGGCGGAGAUCCAACGUCAGCAGCGGUGCAUUAUUGAUCAGAAGGCUCGCAUCGUGGAGCUUGAGAAAACGAUUGCUGUACUCAACGAGCGCGUUAACGGAACUACAGCGGAGCUGGACCUAAUGGACACUCUUCUGCAGCAGCAUCACGCCGAUGAGUCGCUAACGGGCGUGCUCAGUCAGGUGGGUGGGUCCCGGCUCAUUGGUAGCACGCCUAUGAACCCCGUGGAUAAGGUAAACCAUAUCAAACAGGAGCUGUACCGGGCGCUAGGCAAUCUCAAAAACAAGCGGGAGGAGGUGCGCCGGCUGGAGAAGCAGUUGGAGGAGCGCAACCAGGAGUUGCGCCUCCACCGCGACCAGGAAAAUAAGUCACUAGUGCAACUUGCUAACUUGAAGGAGGAGAAAAUGCGUCUGGAUAAUAAAGUGAAGGUCAUGCAGCAGGAGCUUGAGGAGCAGCAGCACCGCUCGCAGCAGGACUCGAGUGUAAAAAGCCAGCUGGAUGACCUGAUAAUGGAGAGGGAUUCUCUUAAGAAGGAACGCGAGCAAGUUGAUGAACAGCUCAAGAUCAUGGAGAAAGCUAUGGAUCAACUGAAGCAGAAUUACGAGAACCUCCAGAAGAACAACGAAGAGCUAACGAAGGAUAACAUGCAGCUCAAAACACGAACCACCGUUGAUGACGUGCGUCUGGAAUUGGAACGACACAAAAUCCUAUUGAAGGAUGCCCAGAGUGAGGUAGAGCGGCUCAAAAAACUGUAUACCGACAUUGUCACCGACAAGGAGUCACUGGAUUAUGAAUUGAGAAAAUUAAAGGAAGUUGACACUCUCAAGGAGCUCCAGGAGCAUCGCCAACAACUUGCUACGACCCAACGCAACUUACAGUUGGCGGAGCUUAAGUCGCAGGAGCUGAGUAAGCUACUAGAAACCGCCAAACUUGACCAUGAGCGAGAUCUCCAGGCACUGCGCCAGAAAAACGAGCAGGACAAGCGCGAAGAGGCGGCCAACAAGGAAAAACCCGCCAACUGCAGCAAAUGCCUAGAGAAUCUGGCAGAUAUUACAAAGGCUGAAAUCCGUAUGUUGAAGCUCCAAAAUGUUAACUCAAUGCAGGCCAAGGAACUUAAGGAAUUGGAGCAGGAGCUCGAACACGGCAAAGCACUUCAGCGCGAGAUGCAGGCGAAAGUUGAACAGUCGAAAAAGCAGGAAGAACUUAUUAAUGACUUAAAAGAGAAAGUUCUGCAGUUUGAGGCUUAUAUCGCACAGCAGGAGGAGGAUCAAAAGCAACAGCUGCAGCAGAGGACCAGCCCUAGUCCCAAGACGAAUUCAAACUCGUCUCCAAUUUCUGGCACUUCACCAGAGCUUACCCAGGAGAGAAUAAAGCGCAUCGAGCAGCGCGUGCGCGAUGAGAUGGCAAAACUGUUCGCUGCUGAGCUAAAAAAGUUCUCCAGCCGGCUGCAACACCUGGAGGAGCGAAAUCAGUGUCUUCAACGGGAGUAUCAAGCAGUGUGCACCGAGCUGCAGCAGCGGCAAACUGAGGUGGAUCUACUGAAACAAACCAUACUGGCCGAACGCGAGAAGAUGCAAGAGAUUCUAGUUGCUAAGGAUGAUAAGCAGAAAUCAAUUGUGCAAAACUGUAACCAGCAACUGGCGGCGAAAGAUGAACGCAUGGCGAAGUUAAUUCGCCAACUGGAGGAAAAUCAUGCCAGUAUCGAAUCCGAACGGCAGUCCAUGAAAACAGUCAUGGGACAGUGGGAGAAGCAACGCAUAAGCGUCGAUGAGGUGGAGAAACAAUGGCGGCAGCAGCUGGAAUCGUUGCGCGCCAACCACGAGGAGGCGAUGAAAGCCCUCCAGCAGCGCUACCAAAGUGCCAAGCGUACCGCUCACAAUUACAAGCUCUAUGCCGAAGACAAGGAAGCGCACAUGAAGCGCGAGUACGAGCGCAUAAAGCACGAGUAUGAUCUAUCUCUGGCCAAGAUCGAGGCGACCAUGAACCAGCACUUGGAGCGCCAGAGCCGCGAGCGGCUACGCGAGAAAGAGAACGAGCAGCCAAGCAAUAGCAUCACCACCAAUUCCAACAGAAAGUCAAAUGGAAACCCUAACAGCAAAGGCAAAGACAAAUGCAAUGGAACAAAUAAAAGCAAUGGAAACACUAAGGUCAUUUAGUAUUAUACAUAUGUCUCUCGUUUGCGGAAUUAUUUGUUAAUUGUUUGUUUUUACAUACAUACAUUCCUCACGA
Drosophila serrata is the source of this 3255-nucleotide messenger RNA. It is a transcript of the gene asl, whose product is annotated as chromosome segregation ATPase asterless. Lineage: Eukaryota; Metazoa; Arthropoda; Insecta; Diptera; Drosophilidae. The record is from RefSeq and is a predicted model, not a curated record.